AUGAACCCUCAAGAUGACAAGAGGCGGCCUGCCGCACUAAACCUCGCGCCGACUCGAUCAGCAUCCACAGACUCGUCUUCAUCCGACUCAUCGUUGAAGCCCCCUCGUACUCCUCGCUUCGCGGAAGCAACAUCAGUACACUCCCCUGUCGAAGGCACUCGAUCGCCAUUUGCCGACCCUCCCGCGAGAUCAGAAGUUCCUCAAUCCCAGCCUGGCGACAUUGGCUUCGGCUACAUCAGCAACAACGGCAACCGCGAGUCCGUCGCCGUCCCCAUGACACCGAGAUCACCACUCAAGAGCGCCAUGAGGGUGCCAGGGACACCGGCACGCAAGAUUGAUAACCCCCUCAGCCCGACCUUCAGAGAAGAGGAAAUUCUCGAGAAGCGUGAAGCUGCAACCGACAAGGAGCAGGCUCGUGAUCUCAAAAUCAAGACACGCGUUCGCAUGGCCAAGUUUGCACUCCGUGGCGUCAACUUCAGCUGCAGUUUGAUCAUCAUUUCCAUGAUCGCCGCGACCCUACAGAUCUUCAACGCUACCAGGAAGCUGCCCGCCCAGAGUGGUCUGCCACCAUGGGCUGAAGGCACCGCCAUCUGGCCUCAAGUCCUUGUGAUUACCAUGUCUUCCAUCUCUCUCGCCGUCUGCCUAGGAGUCUUCAUCGCAUACUGCCGUGGUGGCCACCACCGAGCCGAGAAAGUCGCAACAUACUACACGCUCUUCGCCAUCGGCUGGUUCAUCCUCUCCAUGGUUCUCUGGGCUGUUGCCGCCGGUAUCUUCCAGUCAAGCCGCAACAACGGCGGAGGCAAGGACAUGUGGGGAUGGAGUUGCAAGGAGAACAAGCGUGCCGAGGUCUUCAGCGAGAAGGUCGACUACGCUCUUCUCUGCCGUCUCCAGAACUGGGCCCUCAUCUGCAUGGUCAUCGAGAUCGUCAUCGACGUCAUCUGCGUUCUCCUCUACAGCAUUGUCUUCUACCGCUACUACACCAAGCGCCGCCUGCACAAGUCCAUGGACAUGCGCGACCGUGCUCGUUCCGACCUCUACCUCGCCCAGCUGCGUUCCCAGUCCGCCCCCAACACUCCGGGCCUCAAGUCUCCCGGUCUCUACUCCCAGUACACCAUGUCUCCUCGCCACCCGGAGGCGACCUUCGAGAACCUGUCCCGCAUCGAGGAGGCCUCUCCCUUCACUCCCGGAACCCGAUUCGUCGAGCCCGAGUCCAGCUUCGCCAAGCCCAAGUCUACCUUCAAGCUCCAGGCUCCCCCAACGAAGGCCCCGUCUGCGACACCAAAGACCAACGCGACCGGUUUCACGCCGACCUCUGCCACCGGCCCCGAGCCGAACUUCCCUCCAGUGCAGCAACAGCGUUCAGAGUCGCCUCAAGGCCACGCGCCAAUGGCUGCCGACGAGCCCGUCUACGAGGCCGUGCCUAUCCCAGGUGCCUACGCGGAUGCUCCGGUAAAGAGCCCGCCACCACACCAGUUCAACUUUGGCACCAGAUAA
Colletotrichum aenigma is the source of this 1494-nucleotide messenger RNA. RefSeq lists its product as uncharacterized. Lineage: Eukaryota; Fungi; Ascomycota; Sordariomycetes; Glomerellales; Glomerellaceae. The record is from RefSeq and is a predicted model, not a curated record. Bases 1 to 1494 code for a protein of 497 amino acids. The transcript has 4 exons.